Molecule: messenger RNA, 1698 nt
Organism: Striga hermonthica
Lineage: Eukaryota; Viridiplantae; Streptophyta; Magnoliopsida; Lamiales; Orobanchaceae
Source: the annotation of a GenBank genome assembly
AUGGGGAGUAUCUCGUCGGAGGAAGGGAGCGAGGAGAGGUGCGGGAGCUACAGCCUGAGCGCCGACGUGAGCGAGUCGGAGAGCUCGACAGACGGCGUGGAGGAAGACGAGGGCGGCGGCGGCGCCUCCAGCUCCACCGGGUUUUCACCCUUCGCGGCCGGAAGUUCGGCGCCGUUGACGCCGGCGUUCAGUUUUCCCUUGAUCGGAGGCAAGGAUGCUGUGGUUUGGGACGAGACACCGCAGAAACGGGCUUCCGAUUUGUCCGAAAUUGAGAUGAUGAAGGAGAGAUUUGCGAAGCUCCUACUCGGCGAGGACAUGUCUGGAGGGGGUAAAGGGGUUUGUACUGCCUUAGCCAUAUCAAAUGCCAUCACCAAUCUUUCUGCCACUGUAUUCGGGGAACUCUGGAGACUGGAGCCCAUGGCUCCACAGAAGAAGACAAUGUGGUGCAGAGAGAUGGAGUGGCUCUUAUCUGUCAGUGACUCGAUAGUGGAGCUCUUUCCUUCCAUACAGCAAAUUCCUGGUGGGGGUACGUACGAGGUAAUGGCGACAAGGCCACGUUCUGAUUUGUGCAUGAACCUUCCGGCUUUGAAGAAACUAGAUGCCAUGUUGAUUAGUAUUCUUGAUGGGUUUCGGGAGACUGAGUUUUGGUAUGUCGAUCGAGGGAUAGUCGUAGAUGAGUGUGAUAAGUACUCAUCGGGGGCAUCAUCUGGUAGGCCUUCGGUUAGACAGGAGGAGAAGUGGUGGCUGCCCUGCCCUAAAGUUCCCGAUAAAGGGUUGUCCGUGGAUGCAAGGAAAAAGUUGCAGCAGUGCAGGGAUUGCACGAACCAGAUUCUGAAAGCAGCCAUGGCCAUAAACAGCAACGUGCUAGCCGAGAUGGACAUUCCAACUGCCUAUAUGGAAACCCUACCCAAGAAUGGAAGAGAUUGUUUGGGUGACAUCAUCUACCGUUACCUAAAUGCCGAUCAGUUCUCUCCCGAGUAUCUUCUCGAUUGCCUCGACUUGUCAUCAGAGCACCACACUGUAAAUGUGGCGAACAGGAUUGAGGCAGCCGUGCACGUCUGGAAGCUGAAAGAAAGAAAGAAACACCCCAACAUUCAGAAACCCAAACGGAAGUCGUGGGGUGGUAAAGUGAAGGGCUUCGUGGCUGAUGGAGAAAAGAAUCAUUUUCUGGCUCAACGCGCUGAAACCCUGCUGCACACUCUCAGACUUCGUUUUCCCGGUCUUCCACAGACUGCACUCGACAUGAGCAAAAUCCAGUACAACAAGGAUGUGGGGCAUGCAAUUCUGGAAAGUUACUCGCGGGUUAUGGAGAGUUUGGCUUUCAACGUAAUCGCAAGAAUCGACGAUGUUCUAUACGUUGAUGAUGCCACAAGGCAAUGUGCAGCUGCCGAGGCCCACUCGAUUUUCAACCGGGGAGGGUUCAGUGGCCUGCCUGUCCAGAAGAAGAUGUCCCCAAGCCCUUUCUCCAUUCAGCACACACCUUACGCAUCUCCUUUUGCGACUCCAACAUUCUGCUCAUCCCCUCCUCAGCCAAGCAGCCCAAGAAAGACAGCUACACCACUCGACAAGAGCACUAAAGCCCCAAACUUUAAAGACAACAAGGUCAUGCAGGCGGAUUUGGAUAAGCUGUGGUCGUAUGCUGGGAAUCUGAACCUUGGGUCAAGGAGGGUCACUGGGGAUGCCCCAGAGCGCGACUGA